AUGGCUCCCCUCACUCUCCAAUCAGCUAUUAAGCUAAACAGCGGCCACGAGAUCCCACAUCUCGGCUACGGUCCCCGAAGACAAGGCCGAGGAAGUCAUCGACUCCGCCGCCGUCUACAAAAACGAAGCCGGCUGCGGCGCCGCCAUCCGCAAAAUCACCGACAAGAUCCCCGCUCCGCCAUCUUCUUCACCUCUAAAGUCCCCGGCCGCGGGCUCAACUACGCCGACGCCAAGGCCCAGGUCGACCGCACCCUCAAGGAGACGGGACUCGACUACAUUGACCUGAUGCUCCUGCACGCCCCUACGGCGGCUCCGAGGGCCGCAAGGGCGCGAGCGCGGCGGGCAGGGAAAGGCGGCGUGAUUAGCGUGGGCCAGUGGGAGAUUCACCCUUGGCUGCCGCGCAACGACAUCGCCGAGUGGUGCGCGAAGCGCAACGUGGCCGUCGAGGCCUACAGCCCCAUUGUCCGGGGCGAGCGUUGGGGCGAAAAGGCCGUCGUCGCGCUGGCGGACAAGUACGGCAACGUUACCCACUCGCGCAUCCUCGAGAAUGCGGAUCUCUACAACUUUGAGCUCACGCCCGAGGAGGUUGCUAGCCUGGAGACCAAGGAGUACGCGCCUGUCUGCUGGGAUCCUACUGUGAGCCCGAUCCAGGAUUAA
This is a messenger RNA of Parascedosporium putredinis, 657 nucleotides long. The record is from the annotation of a GenBank genome assembly. NCBI's taxonomy places the organism in Eukaryota, Fungi, Ascomycota, Sordariomycetes, Microascales, Microascaceae.